AUGGGAUGCUAGAAGAAAACAUGGAAGGAGAAUAUGUUUACUCCUCGUUUUAGUGCUCAGGAUGUUCUAGAAGAGCCUUCUCACACUGAAUCUUCUUCUGAACCAAUAAGUGUAGACAAGACCAAGAGAAUGGAAGGAAAUUAUAAUUUGUCCAGUAGAAAGUUUCAGGAUGAAAAUAAAUUUAAGAGGAAAGAAUAUAUUUCUCAACUAAAUGAAAGAGAGCAAGAACAAAAUUUAAGGGAGAGAAGGAUAAACAUGUCAAAGAAUGAGGCAGACGUGAAGUCUGUCUCCAGUGAAUCAUUUAAUUUGGAUAUUCCAUCUGAAGAAAUUAACAGAACAGAAGAUUCUUGUACCUGGAGUAAAGAGGAAUUACCAAUCCUACCAUCACAAGCCCCAAGGAAGAAAGUAACUGAAGGAAUGUCUCCAAAACUUCGCCUGAACCUUUUGAAUGAAGAACUAGAAGAACUUAAUAUGAAAUGCAGAAAAAUAGAAGAGGUUGAAAAUGCUGAAAAAGAACUUUUGAACUCCAAGAAAGAAGUUUCUAUGAAAUCCCUAAAUUUUCAAGAAACAGGGACAGAUACUUUGAAGAAUGACAGGGAACUUCAAGCUUUAAAAAAUGACCUAUCCGAAAAAGCGACAAAUGUAAAAAACUUAACUGAGGAGCUCCAGCAAGCCAAAGAAAUUAUCCACAAGUUGAACCUAGAGAACAGAAAUUUAAAAGAAGCUGUUAGGAAGUUAAAGCGUCAAAGUGAAAUAGGAAAUGCUUCUCCUAAAGAAGAAAUGAAAUUGUAUUAUGAAUUAGAAAUGGACAAGAUCCGCGGAGAGCUGGUUGCCAUCAAGAAUGAACUGAGAGCUGAGAAGACCCUGCAAGCAAGAAAUAACAAAGCACUGGAGUUGCUUAGAAAACACUUUGCUUCCAUGAUAAGGUCAUCAAACACCCUGAACCACUUUACAGGAGAUUUUUUUAAAGUUAAAAAGCCUUUCAUUAAGCAAGUCAUUGAGCCAAACCAAUAUUUAUUAUGCUAUCUUUGUAUACUACUUAAAAUGUAUGUAAUGGGAUGUAAUUUUCACUUUUGCUGCAUCAAAAUAUCUGUAAAACAUAUAGAUGUUCAUUUCAAAGUUUCUGCUUUCUCUUUCUAAUGGAGUGAUUUUGAGAAUCCAAAUGGAAAUGAAGCCUCAGAAAUUUCUUUGUAUAUGCAUAAAUAUAUAUAUCUAUAUAUUUCAGUCAAAAAACACAGUGAUUCACCAUAUCAGUUAUGAAUAUAAAUCAACAGUCAUUUUGUGAUCCUGUGAGCAAUAUGUCCUUGGCACGUGGAUAUUCUCCCAUCUGUGUUCAUUGAUGUUGACAAUAAAAAUAUUGUUUAUG
Molecule: messenger RNA, 1366 nt
Organism: Sciurus carolinensis (gray squirrel)
Lineage: Eukaryota; Metazoa; Chordata; Mammalia; Rodentia; Sciuridae
Gene: Ccdc160
Product: coiled-coil domain containing 160
Source: RefSeq, a predicted model, not a curated record